Molecule: messenger RNA, 3652 nt
Organism: Marchantia polymorpha subsp. ruderalis
Lineage: Eukaryota; Viridiplantae; Streptophyta; Marchantiopsida; Marchantiales; Marchantiaceae
Source: the annotation of a GenBank genome assembly
AGUCAGCGUGCUUAAACCCUGCAAGGCACCAGACGGUUCGAGACGCAGAAGCCCCGUGACAAUUCGUUCGUUCGAUUCCUCCUCGGCUACGAGAAGGGAGGGCGAGAUGAGCUCUGCUCGUGCGUUUAAUGCAGGGCCGGAACCGGAAUUUGGAGGGAUGAUAGGUUUGCCCACUGGAGCUAGACCACUGCUUCCACAAUCCAAAUCUCUGCGCGUGUUUGCAAAACCCCUGUCAACUGAAUCGGUGUGGUGAAGCAGACAUUGCGAUUUUCUGUCUCGCAAGUUGGAUCUUCUUGUCGUGUUGGCCCCGCUUCCAUUGCUUCACAUGUGCACCGUCGUGCGGAGAGCUCACAUCUUGCUUCUGGACGAAUGACUUGCACUUUCAUGACCAUCCAGCGAUUUUGCGGAAGGGUAGUCUCAGCUUGGAGCAACUCGGGCCGUCGGUAUUCUGACUGUCUGUGAAGUCUGUGGAUUGCUGGUCGUCAAGAUGAAGUUCAAAAUCGAAGGUUUGACGGUUUACUUUCCCUAUGAAUUCAUCUACCCGGAGCAGUAUCAAUACAUGGUGGAGCUGAAGAGAGCGCUCGAUGCGAAGGGACAUUGUCUGUUGGAAAUGCCUACCGGAACGGGAAAAACGAUCACUUUGCUGUCUCUUAUCACCAGCUACCAGUUGGCUAAUCCUGUCGGAAAGCUUGUGUACUGCACUCGAACUGUGCACGAAAUGGAAAAGGUUCUUGACGAGUUGCGGAGACUACACGCUUAUCAGGAGAAGGAAAUUGGAAAGGAGGCUGCGAAAAUUUUGGCUCUAGGUUUGAGUUCUCGAAAGAACAUGUGUGUACACCCGGAGAUAAGUGGCGAAGGGUCAAGAGAGAGCGUCGAUGCCGGGUGUAGAAAAUUGACUGCAUCGUGGGUGAGGAUUGCCGCUGUCGACAAUCCUAAUAUAAAGACAUGCGAUUUCUUUGAAAAUUAUGAGAAGAAGGGUGCAGAUGCGCUUUUACCUCCUGGAGUCUAUACUUUACACGACAUGAGAAGUUUUGGAAGAGAGAAAGGAUGGUGCCCUUAUUUCCUAGCUCGACACAUGAUCCAGUUUGCCAAUGUGGUUGUUUACAACUAUCAGUACUUACUGGACCCCAAAGUUUCAGGAAUAAUUUCAAGGGAAAUGGAGAAGGAGUGCAUUGUGGUUUUUGAUGAGGCCCACAAUAUCGACAAUGUUUGCAUUGAAGCUCUCAGUGUGAAUAUACGACAGCAAACUCUUGAGGGCGCUACGAGAAACUUGGGCAAGAUUUCGCAGGUCAUCGAAAAGUUUAAAGCUACUGAUGCGAAUCGUUUGCGGGAAGAGUACAACAGGCUUGUAGAAGGUUUAGCUCAACGAGGAAACUUACCAGUGGCUGAUAAUUGGCUAGCAAAUCCUGUCUUGCCUGAUGAUAUUUUGAGAGAAGCCGUUCCUGGAAACAUCAGGCGCGCAGAGCACUUCGUUGCAUUCUUGAAACGGCUUGUACAGUACAUUAAAGGUCGGCUUUUGACCGAAGUUGUGGAAAGCGAAGGGCCUUUGUCGUUUUUGAACUCUUUAAACAAGGAGUGUAGUAUCGAUCAAAAGGCUUUGAAGUUUUGCUACGAUCGCCUGCAGUCGCUGCUGACUACUCUGGAAAUUACGGACACGGAUGAAUUUCUGUACAUACAAUCUAUCUGUGAUUUUGCAACUCUCGUGGGGACCUAUCAACGAGGAUUUGCAAUCAUAAUUGAACCAUACGACGAUCGUAUGCCAAAUAUUCCUGAUCCUGUUCUACAGUUGAGCUGUUUGGAUGCAUCCCUUGCAAUAAGGCCCGUCUUCGAACGAUUUCAGUCUGUUGUGAUCACGUCUGGAACUUUAAGUCCCAUCGACUUAUAUCCAAGGCUUCUAAAUUUCAACCCAGUCAUCUUCAAGAGCUUCACAAUGACAUUGACGAGAGAUUGUCUUUGUCCGAUGAUCCUGACGAGAGGGAGCGACCAACUUCCCGUAAGCACAAAGUUUGACAUGCGAAGUGAUCCUGGUGUUGUUCGGAAUUACGGACGACUUCUUCUUGAGAUGGUGGCUGCCGUACCGGAUGGCGUGGUUUGCUUUUUUGUCAGUUAUUCCUACAUGGAUGGGAUUAUCAACAGCUGGAACGAAAUGGGCAUUUUGCAGGAAGUUAUGCAGCACAAGCUUGUCUUUAUAGAGACACAGGAUGUUGUGGAGACCACUUUGGCGCUUGAUAACUAUCGAAGAGCAUGUGAUUGUGGUCGUGGAGCUGUCUUCUUCUCAGUUGCAAGGGGCAAGGUUGCAGAGGGUAUUGAUUUUGACAGACACUAUGGUAGACUCGUCAUUAUGUACGGAAUCCCCUUCCAGUACACUCUUAGCAGAAUUCUUCGAGCUCGCCUGGAGUACUUGAGAGAAACCUUUCAGAUCAAAGAGGGGGAUUUUCUGACUUUUGAUGCCGUGAGGCAAGCUGCUCAAUGUGUUGGACGCGUCAUUCGAUCGAAGGCAGACUAUGGGAUGAUGAUUUUCGCAGACAAACGUUACAAUCGGCAUGAUAAGCGAUCGAAGCUGCCCGGAUGGAUUCAGACUCAUCUGCGUGAUGCCCACUUAAAUUUAAGUACGGACAUGUCUCUCCACAUCGCAAGAGAGUUCUUGAGAAAAAUGGCACAGCCUUAUGAUAAGAAAGGGCAAGGCACAAAUGCAACUUUGUUGUCACAGGCUGACCUUGAGAAAAUGGAGCAGAUGGAAAACAUGCAAGCAUGACCUUCUCCCAUGUCCAGAAUUUUGGUGGAAUUUUGGAGAUUUGAGAUCUCCACCAGGCUGUUCAUCAAUGUUGUACAUAUGAGGCGCUGAGAGAUACCAGAGUGGCGAGCAUAGAGGAUCUGAAGACGUUAUCGAAUUUUUGCUGCGAACUUCGUUGGAAUGUCUCACGAAGUCAGCUUCCAAUAAUUGUAAUGUGAGCUGGGUUGGAGAUAUACUCGGAACACGUAGAUUGUUAACAUUUUUUGAUACAGAAACCUAGCGGAACACAGAUGUACACAAGUCUGAGGGCUUCCUAAGGAUUGUAGUGUGGACGCUUUCCCUCUCAUAAUAUGUAAAGGAACAGUUUGAGAUGAGGGGGACUUCUUGGAGCUGACUUUUGCUUAUUUCAAAGGCCACGCAGUGGUCCCAUAUCUUCAGUUAUGGCUCACCACAAACACGUGGGUUGGAAAUAGGUCGAAAGGAGGAGAUAGAUUCGGCGGGUAUGAGGGGACCGAGAGUCGAAGCGUGUGUUGUGGACGAAUAGGUUGUGCAUAUUUAACUUUUUCCUACGAAUUCCAGUCUCUGGGCAGUGACGCUUUUAAUCUCCGUGCCUUUAGGCCGUAGUUAGCAGUCACGUGUUAUCUCAAGUUCAGAAAUUUGACAAUUCUUGCACAUUAUAGUUUGAUUUAGUUAUGUAAAUAGAUUUCAAUAUAUAGAAGUCAUUCCUCCGUACAGGAGGAAUGACUACUUGUGUGGUUAAAAACCGCGAGUGUCUACGAGUAGGAUAAUUGUAAACUUUAACGAAAAUGAGUCACGUAUUUCAACUUCAAUCCCGUGACAUAUCAGCGGAAGUGUUUUGUACAGCUUGGGGUUUGGUCAACUAUUCAUCUCGCAUUACAACAAGAGUAGUCAGAACCC